AGCAUCUUUCUCCGGCUGACCAGAGAAAGCAGGUAGUUUUACAUGGAAAGUCACCGCGUGCUUUGGGCUUCAAGCGUAAUAAACCUUUCCAAAAACACGCGAUGAGCGAUUCAGAACAGCAACAAGAAGCAGAAAAUGUUAGUGAGAGUCCACCCUGGCCUGAGAAUGGAGAAGCGUGGACUGAUGAAGAGACUGAGAGCAGCAUGGAGCUGCUGCAGGCCAUGGCUGAGGAGGACGAGGACAUAAAUGUCUACAACGAUGAGACAUUUGGGAUGGAUCUUGACCCACGUGGGGCGGCAGAAUCCCUUGGGUGCGGCAGCGGUCUGUUUGGAGAACUGUUGCCCGAAACGCCGCCACAGCUACCAGGUGCCAGCCUCCCGUCCCUCCCCAGCCCCCCCUCACCCCCUCCCAUACGGAAGCCUGAGUUUGUGCUCAGGGCUGCUCCGUGGCAGCGAGGCAGGGGCCGAGGCCGGAGGGGGGGACUGGAUCGGGGCCAGAUGUUUGAGGACCCAGCGGUGAUGAGGAUAGUGGAGGGYCGUCCGAGCCUCAUGAGUCUCGACAGUGCUAUAGUGGACUGUGGGCAUGCCUUGUACCGGAACACCUUUGAUCAUGAUAGGAUGACAUCUUACAGAAAAAACAGAGUCUCRGGAUCAAUACUUCAGGACAGUGCCAUAGUGUGUGUGAUCGGUCACAGAGGCAGAGGUCAGCACAUGAACCCCAGUUUCCUGGAUUUACCAUAUCCCAUUUCCUCCUACGGGGGCAGGAGAGGGGAUCCCAGAGGGUCCUUUACCAGAAGGCAGUUUCAUCAAAGAGGUCCCUCUCAGAUCCAUGCACCUGUGAUGCCAGGAUCGCCCAUUUUUUCCCAUCAGCCACUGACCCCACGACAUUUUAACCAGACAGCGAGCUUCAGGUUUCCUCCAAACCACACUUGUCCCUCCACUCCUCUGGCUCCCAAGAGCAUGCAGCUUCGCUUUGGUGCCAACUCGCCGAGACCCUCCUCUUUCUACAGCCCCUCGCUCAACUCAGUGGAGCCUAUUGGGUACCCUGGUCCCGUCACACAGCUUCAUCCUCAACAUAAGCGACUACUCGGUCAAAAACAACGGUUACUCCAAAGAAAGUCUGAGGGCUGGGACCCAUACUGUCAUCUUAUGACGAUUAAAGAAAAGGAGUGGAUCACCCGGCUGCUGAUGAUUCAGCUGCAGAGUGAGAAUCCCUACCUGGAGGAUUACUAUUAUCAGGAGUAUUAUCGCCGAAUAGAAGCAAAGUUGGCCGAGGAGGAGCUCGGCAUCAGGAGCAAGAAGGAGCCACCGAAGCUCACAACACCUUACAUCACAAAAGUGGAUGCCUACACACCAGUGGUUCACAUUGAAGGGUCUUUAGGCCAAGUUGCUGUAUCCACGUGUUAUUCUCCUCGUCGCGCCAUCAGUGCAGUUCAUGCAGUCCAAGCCCAGUGUCCGAUCGAGGAACAGAAAGAUACAAGACAACAACGAUUAGAAGUUCUCAACAAAAUAGAAAAGUUGUUCAUAGUUUUGCUGGAAGUGGAGGAAACCGAGAGGAUGAAAACCACAGUUUCUUCUGAAGCAGAAGAGAGAAGGUUGAGGGAGAAAAGCCAGAGGAAAGUGGAGUGCAUCUACUCACAGCUGCAGCACCACAACUCUCCUGAUUCAGGAGUGGAGUUUCUUCCUUUCCUGAUCGUCUCAAAGGGCAAAAGGCUUCUCUCUCGUCUGCUCCCGUUUCUGAAACACGAUGCAGCAGUAAAAAUCCUGCACACUGUGACCUGCAACCUUCCAACACUGAUGAGCAGAGACACAGAGGAGGCCCUUCCGGUCCUCUACCCACCCCUGCGAAACGUGAUCAGUGGUCUGACGUUCAGUCAGCUCAUUAAUGUUCUCAAAGAUCUGACUUCUUCAGAGUCUCUGUCAACAUACGAGUGCCUCUCGCUGGCGUGUCAGAACAAGUUUGGACUGACCUUGCUGUAUGCUCUUCUAUCACAUGGAGAGAAGUUGCUGUCCUCAGGUGUUCCUCUUGAGCCCAGCAUUGGUGACUUUGAGACCUGGACGGACAUAAUAUUUCAGGUGGCGGGACAGCUCUCCCAGUGCUCACUGGUGGAGCCACUCCUGCUUCCCUCCAACCUGCUGACACUCUUCUGUCGAUACCUGGACAAGCGUACCGUGCAUCAGCUGAGAAGCAACAUGGAGUCUGCAACUGGGUUCCUGGCUCUGCCAUCCUGAGAUGGUAGCCUAUGAAAGUUCAACUAAAGACCAGGGGUUUUGAACACAGGAGUGAAAUAAGGCCAGGUCCUCAUAAAAUACCCCAACCUCUUUUGGUUCUGAUUACUUGCCCUCACCCGUCCCUUCACAUUUUUGCACCUCAAACUGUUUCCCUUUUUAUUUUCCUUUAAUCGUUUUACUUUCCUCAGUUUGGUCUCCACUUGGCUACGUCAUUAUUUAUUCUGUGUGAAUUAAUUUUCUAAGAUAAACUUCCACUUCCCACAUUCACCUUCAUUUCAUUGCUCUUGAAAUUUCAGGAUUAAUCAAUUAAAGAUGUCUGAUCAGAGAAGAUCAGGUGGAUUAUUUAAGACUGUACAGCUGAUGCUAUUAAUUAAUACUGAAGGAAGUUGUCUUGACCCAACAUUAAGUAAUUUCAUUUUAUUUUGGGUUAGUUUGUAAAAAGGUAUGUAUUGUUUAUACAUGUGUAAUUAAGAUCUUUUUGAUGUAUUUUUCAAUCUUAAAGGUUUCAGUUGUAAAAAGUUUUUGUUUUAUUGUAUUAAUUUGGAAACGGAUCAUUUAAUCUGCACCCUUGUACAGCACUUGCAUCAUGAAUAAAAAACAUUUGAUCAAA
Austrofundulus limnaeus is the source of this 2841-nucleotide messenger RNA. It is a transcript of the gene patl2, whose product is annotated as PAT1 homolog 2. The coding region runs from base 102 to 2231 and encodes 709 amino acids. The record is from RefSeq and is a predicted model, not a curated record. Gene Ontology annotation, molecular function: RNA binding. Gene Ontology annotation, cellular component: P-body. Lineage: Eukaryota; Metazoa; Chordata; Actinopteri; Cyprinodontiformes; Rivulidae. Gene Ontology annotation, biological process: deadenylation-dependent decapping of nuclear-transcribed mRNA; P-body assembly. The transcript has 19 exons.